Molecule: messenger RNA, 327 nt
Organism: Acyrthosiphon pisum (pea aphid)
Lineage: Eukaryota; Metazoa; Arthropoda; Insecta; Hemiptera; Aphididae
Exons: 3
Source: RefSeq, a predicted model, not a curated record
CAACUAAGUGGUAUAUUAUGGAUUUACAAGAAAUGGCUGGCGUCUGAAUAUCUUCCUCUUGACAUAUUUAUGCCUUAUAACCAAAUCAAUAAAUAUUUUGAAAAUUAUAGAAUUGGUCCAUUCAUUUUGUCUAUUGCUAUGUAUGAUCAAUUGAAGAUGGCAGAUAAGAAUGUACAACUUGAUAUAUUGGAUAGUUGGAUAAGUACUAAUAUCAGUGCAGAAAUAUUAAAAUACCCUCAGUUUAUGCGAGCAUUAACUAUAGCUAUUAUUAUUGAAUGUUUGUGUAAGUCAUUUCUUCUGCGAUUAUACUAAAACAGUUACUUGAUU